Molecule: messenger RNA, 465 nt
Organism: Emiliania huxleyi CCMP1516
Lineage: Eukaryota; Haptophyta; Isochrysidales; Noelaerhabdaceae
Exons: 1
Coding region: 1-465 (154 amino acids)
Source: RefSeq, a predicted model, not a curated record
AUGGCUCCUGAGACGCUGCCAACCUGGGCCGCGCCGGAGCUCCCAACCAAAGUUGGCGACGCCGGCGAGCGGCAGACUGUCAGGGCGUUCAGCCCUCAGAAGAUGCUGACUGGCGGCCAAGUCGCCGUUUCUCUCGCCGUGUUCGUUCUCUCUUUUGUGUCCUUCAUCAAUGUCUUCAACAUCUUCGACCUCGUCACCUUCUUCGCGAUCGUCUACCUGCUGCUUCUCUCAGCUCUGCUGAUCGCCGCCGCCAUAUUCCGCUUCAGCUUCCUGAGUAAAUACUUCGGCUUCCUGAGCUGCUAUGCGGGAUGCGGCGUGCUAAUGGUCGUGGUGGGUACAAACUCGCUCGGCAUAUACGAGAUCUGGGGCCAGAUCGUCGGCGGUAUCUCCAUUGCAUGGGGUUUGCUCGAGAUUGUCGCGCACUGCCUCUACUAUCGGGGCGGGUUGAUCACGCUGAUGGACUAA